AUGGGUACAUCAGAAAAUGCCCUAAUUGUUCUAACAAUUUUUCAUGUCUCUUUACUGCUAAGCACAGUGAUUGCAGUUAAUCCAACUGGGUUAACUAUGAAGAUCUUUCAUAGAGACUCCAAAAACUCACCUCUAUACCCAGGCGACCAUUUAACACAAGAAGAAAGAUUGUAUAGACUCAUCCAACAAUCGAAAGCUCGUGCACAUUAUCUUGGAUCAAAAAAGAUGUUGAAUAAAACAAACUCGAUAAAUCCGGAUGUUGCACGUCUACCACUGGCUUACCAAGAGGCAUCAUUUUAUAUUGCAUUGGUAGGAAUAGGUACUUUUGAUGGCUUAGCACAACCUUUUAAAAAUUAUUAUUUACUGGUUGAUUCUGGCAGCGAUCUUAUAUGGACUCAAUGCCAAGGUGCUGUUUCUUAUUUUCAUCAAGAAGAUCCCUUAUAUCCCGCUGCAGAUUCAAGGUCAUACCAACCUCUUCGUUGUAACGAUCGCCACCCUUUUUGCGACCCAAGUAAUUGUGAUGAUGAAGGCAUAUGUCAUUAUGAGGAAGAGUACUUAACCAGUUCAGUUACAUCAGGUGUUUUGGCAAAAGAAAAAUUUACUGUAAAUUCAGAUAACGAUGGCCUUCAAUCUUUUGAUAUUAUCAUGGGUUGUGGCACUAGACAAGAGAAUUUCGGACCAGUUAUUGGUAGUGGUUUUAGAAGCCAGAAACCUGAUGUUAUUGCAGGAAUACUGGGUAUGGAUGGUGGACCCAGAUCUUUUAUUAAUCAAUUAGGUCCUGCCGCAGGAGGUAGAUUUGAGUACUGCCUGCAGCCAUAUACUGCUGGUGUGGCUACAAGCACCUACUUAAGAUUUGGUUCAGACGUGAGACUUGGAGCGGGUGAAGGUCAACAACAAGUAUAUUCAUCAACUCCCUUAUUUUCACAACCGGAUGACCCAGGUGCGUAUUUCUUGCAUCUAGAAGGCAUCAGUAUAGGUCGUAAUAGACUCCCAUUUCGAAGAUCUGAUUUCAAGUAUAACGAGGAUACGAAUAGAGGCGGUUGUAUCAUAGAUUCAGGGAGUCCAAUAACCUUAAUGCACGGACCUAUAUUUGAUAGAGUUGCAGAAAGUGUAGAUGCAUAUUUUCGAGAUUUAGAUAUUCAUCGUAUUGGAGAACCUCGUGGUUAUUUUGAUCUUUGUUUUUCUCCAAAACCCAAGAAAGAUAAAGACUAUCCGUCGAUGACAUUUCACUUUCAAGAUGCCGACUUUGUAAUGGACAAAUCGGAUACUGUUUUUUCUAUCGGUGGUAAUGAUUUUUGUUUAGGAAUUGUAUCGUUGGAUAGUGAUUAUGAUGUCCUGUUUGGAGCAAUGCAACAAGCUCGCAAAAGGAUUUUACAUGAUCUUAUGAGGGGGACACUCUCAUUUGCUGCAGAGGAAUGCCAAUUGGCUUCAUAA
This is a messenger RNA of Papaver somniferum (opium poppy), 1434 nucleotides long. RefSeq names its product aspartic proteinase CDR1-like. The record is from RefSeq and is a predicted model, not a curated record. The transcript has a single exon. Gene Ontology annotation, cellular component: extracellular region. The coding region runs from base 1 to 1434 and encodes 477 amino acids. Lineage: Eukaryota; Viridiplantae; Streptophyta; Magnoliopsida; Ranunculales; Papaveraceae.